CGAAAACUUGGAUCCUUACCGAAAGAACGAGAAUCGAGCGUAAAGAAAACAAUUGGUUUGUACUGACUGAAGAGAAAAGUGUUGGAUAUUGAACUGAGAGUUUUCAAAUGUUUGGGACACGAUCACACAGCUCACUGGAAGUUAAUACGACCUUAUUGCUUUAUCUAUUUUGUCCUGAAGCUAUCUAAGUUUAAAAUUCUAUUUCUUGAACUUCAUAUUUCGUUGUGAUGGAUUACGAAGCAAAUGAAGAAGACGAUUAUGAUAGUGACUUUAUUGAUGAAGAUAUUGAGUCACGUCUUUAUAGUGCAGUAUUCUUUGAGACGUCGAGUUGCACACCUAUAUCACAUGAUCUGGUAUCGAGGCGAAUCGAUCCUAAUUUUAACGCCGCAUUAUUUUUACGCGAUUCGGAAUCAUCCAAAAGUUCUGUUUUCAUGCACAACGGCCGUGGAAACGACGAAGUCGCUGAUACAUUGACAAUCUCCCUUCAAGAUCAAAAAGACAGUUUCGAGGAUGAAUAUGAAAAAGAUACCUCAUCAUCAAGCUCUGGUUGUAGCGUUUUAUUGUGUGGUGGCAAUGAUUCUUCUGAAGCUGAGAUCAGUACUCAAGGUGUUCUUCUUGAUGUUUCUCACGAUACGCUACUACAUGUCGAGAGUGGAAAUAGCUCUUCAGUAGUAACAUGUCAGACAACAUUCAACGAUGAUCCUAAUUUGUGGAAGAUAUGUAAUGCUGAUAGAUACUCAUCACGUUCAACCAAUACCCGAUAUUUUAACAAUCUAGAUAAUUCAGUGUGUUCACAAUGUGGGAGUAAAAGACAAAAGUCUCAUAGAUGUUGUAUUUGCUGCAUCUUAUGUGGAGAAGAGGGUCAUGAGAAAAGUGAAUGCAAUAAAAUGUAUUGUUAUGCUUGUUUGGCGCCUGGUCACACAAAGUACGAAUGUCAUUUGUUGCGAAGUUUGAAAAAAUCAAUCUGCGAACGCUGUGGACAACAAGGACAUAAUUCAUCGCUGUGUACAGAAUUAUGGAGACAAUAUCGAAAUACCACAAGUAAAGGUAAACCAGUACGUUUAUAUGACUUUGUGAAAUCAAAAGGCUGUUGUAAUUGUGGCCGAAAAGGACAUACUGUUGAAGAUUGUCGUUGCAAACCUUUAAGAUCUAAUUUUAUUGGUCCUUUACCAAAAAGAAGAGUUUUGGUUUAUGAUAAAAAGGACAUAUACAAGUCUAUCCGUUCAAAGUUAACUAAAAUACGUGAAAAGAAAAAUAAAUCCAAAAAAACUACGGAGAAGGUAGACGAUUGCAUAGUAAUCGACUCUGAAAAUGAAAAUCACUUGUGUAAACGUCCCAAGUCAUCUAAACAGAAAAAAGAACAAUGUAAAAAAUUGAAUUGCCGAACUAAUUCUUCUUCUUAUAAAAAAUCUUGUAAACCUAUCAAUCAAAAGAAAUUACGGAAGGUCUUGGAACAAGAAUUGCCAUAUAAAGCCUCAUCAUCACCGUAUAUGAAUGAUUUGAGAAAGUCAACCAUGAAACAGCGAAUGGAUUUUGCACAAGGCGACGUUAUGUCAGCACUAAAAAGUAAAAAAACAAAAAAGAAUAAGAAAAAUGUCAUUGGUGGUAACCGAAAACUUAAGUCUCAAAGCAUUUCUUCAUCUCAUUCCAAAGUUUUCUCAUCAUCUUCUUGUAGUUGUAAUGCAACUUCAGACAACUUUUCUAUCACACAAAGAUGUAGAAAAAGACAAAAGUCAAGAUCUUCAGAAGACAUUUACAGUUCAAGUAUUUCAUAUUCACCAUGUCAGCAUACCUAUCAAACACCUAGAAAAUCAAAUAAGAAAUAUUCCUCUCAAUCUGUAAUUUCUUAAUAUAAACGAGAUUGUAUAAAUUGUUG
Schistosoma turkestanicum is the source of this 1876-nucleotide messenger RNA. NCBI's taxonomy places the organism in Eukaryota, Metazoa, Platyhelminthes, Trematoda, Strigeidida, Schistosomatidae. The record is from the annotation of a GenBank genome assembly.